Molecule: messenger RNA, 1760 nt
Organism: Oryza sativa Japonica Group (Japanese rice)
Lineage: Eukaryota; Viridiplantae; Streptophyta; Magnoliopsida; Poales; Poaceae
Product: receptor-like protein 52
Molecular function (GO): protein binding
Source: RefSeq, a predicted model, not a curated record
CAUCCAAGAACACACCACACUCGCAAAAAUGGUUGUCUACAGCAUCCUCAUCCUCUUUCUACUACUAUUGAUCUUCUCCAUCUCCAACUCCCAAUCGGCGGCGCAGCCCAGCGCCGACGAGCAAACACUACUCCUAGCAAUCAAGCAAGAUUGGGACAACCCAGCUCCACUCAGUUCAUGGAGCAGCACCGGCAACUGGACUGGUGUUAUCUACAACAAUAUCACAGGUCAGGUCACUGGCCUCUCCUUGCCAAGUUUCCAUAUAGCCAGACCAAACCCACCCUCCGUUUGUAGACUCAAGAACCUAACCUACAUAGACCUCUCUUUCAACAAUCUCACCGGUGAUUUCCCCACGGUGCUCUACGGUUGCUCAGCUUUGGAGUUCCUUGACCUAUCCAACAAUCAAUUAUCCGGCAAACUUCCGGACCGCAUUGACAGGCUAUCGUUGGGGAUGCAACACCUCAACCUGUCCAGCAAUGCUUUCACCGGCGAUGUGCCGUUGGCUAUUGGAAGGUUCUCGAAGCUCAAGUCAUUGGUACUUGACACUAACAGCUUCAAUGGGAACUACCCGGGUGCCGCCAUUGGAGGCCUUUUGGAGCUUGAGACGCUGACGCUGGCGAAAAACCCGUUUGAGCCGGGUCCAGUCCCAAAAGAGUUUGGCAAUCUCACAAAGCUGAAGUUGUUGUGGUUAUCAUGUAUGAACAUGACUGGGACCAUCCCUGAUGAUCUAUCGUCACUGACAGAGCUCACACUGCUGGACUUGUCACAAAAUAAGAUGCAGGGACAAAUUCCCGAGUGGGUAUUGAAGCACCAGAAACUCGAGAAUCUAUAUCUCUAUGCAAGCAAUUUGAGUGGCGAGAUUGGUCCUAACAUCACAGCUCUCAACCUGCAGGAGCUUGAUCUGUCCAUGAACAAGUUCUCUGGAUCAAUACCAGAGGACAUUGCAAACCUGAAGAAGUUGAGAUUACUAUUUUUGUACUACAACAAUCUCACUGGACCCAUCCCGGCUGGUGUUGGUAUGAUGCCGAACCUCACUGACAUCCGUCUCUUCAAUAACAAGCUCUCUGGGCCCCUACCCGCGGAGCUUGGAAAGCAUUCGGAAUUGGGGAAUUUUGAGGUGUCCAACAACAACCUCUCUGGUGAGCUGCCGGAUACACUUUGCUUCAAUAAGAAGCUCUUUGACAUUGUGGUGUUCAACAAUAGCUUCUCCGGCGUGUUCCCGACGAACCUUGGGGAUUGCAAAACCAUCAACAACAUCAUGGCAUACAACAACCACUUUGUUGGGGACUUUCCCAAGAAGAUAUGGUCAUUCGAGUUGCUCACCAAUGUCAUGAUUUACAACAACUUCACCGGCACUCUACCUAGUGAGAUAUCAUUUAACAUCUUAAGGAUUGAGAUGGGGAACAAUCGCUUCUCCGGUGCCCUCCCGUCGGCCGCCGUCGGUCUGAAGAGUUUCACGGCGGAGAACAACCAGUUCUCCGGUGAACUGCCAACUGACAUGUCUAGGCUCGCCAACCUCACCAUGUUGAACCUCGCCGGCAACCAGUUGCUCACCACUGUCAAGAUUUAUAUUAACAACUUCGCCAGCACUCUACCAAGUAAUAAGAUUGUUAGUAAGUCAAAUGUAAAAGAGAUUGGUUUACAGUCACAAGGGAAAAUGGGUUUUGCCCAUUGCGAUAACGGCCGAUUGCAACGAAAUUGGCCAUGCUAAAAACAAACUUAAAAAAAAAUAACAGUAUCCACCUUAAAAGCAUCACCAA